This is a messenger RNA of Fusarium mangiferae, 363 nucleotides long. RefSeq lists its product as uncharacterized. NCBI's taxonomy places the organism in Eukaryota, Fungi, Ascomycota, Sordariomycetes, Hypocreales, Nectriaceae. The transcript is spliced from 2 exons. Bases 1 to 363 code for a protein of 120 amino acids. The record is from RefSeq and is a predicted model, not a curated record.
AUGGGUGACACACGAUCUACCACUAUAAAGAUUGUGAACUCAACCGAUUUGAUACUCCAACUUUCUGAUCCUCAACCGCUGAAACUCGGCCAAUGGGCGAUUUCUCCGCCCGCCGAGAUCGAUCAAGGCCAAACGUCUCCGACCUUCGAAGCAAUUGCCGGUUUUGCUGAAGCUGGUGUAGACGGUAGCGUCACUUAUACCAGUCAAGCUGGUGCAUUCACGUUUUACUUCACCAAUCCCAACACCGGCCCGAACACAUAUAACGCAAAAGGUCCAAAGAACUAUAAGGUCGAUCAUACAACUGGUGCAGGUGAAGUCGCGACUGUGACCUUCUCAAUUGAGAGCGAUCCUACUAGUCGCUAA